CAACAGUAACCAGAAAUUGUUGAAUAAACCAUACCAUAAUAUCUCUCCUUUGGCCACUAUUACUGAUCUGUUGUUAACUCUCCAAUGGAAACACUACUUUCUUCUCACUCCCUUUCCCCUCUCUUCAACCCAAAACCUUCCUCACCCAAAACCCAUUUCCCCCUACCACUUCAACCAAGACCUCACUCACUUUCUCUCACUAAACCCAUCACUUGCAGCCUCAAGAACCAGACUCCACAAUCUCUUAAACCAUUUUUGCCAAUACCCACAAGCUGGGUUUCUCAUGCCCAACAAGGCCUGGCAGCUCUAGCUCUUUCUUUGGCACUCAACUUUAGCCCAAUCUUGUACACUGGCAAUGCACUAGCAUCAGAAUUUGAUGUUAUUAAUGAAGGUCCACCAAAGGAUUCUUAUGUUGUUGAUGAUGCUGGUGUGCUUAGUCGAGUAACCAAAACUGAUCUAAAGCAGCUAUUAUCAGACUUGGAGUCUAGGAAGAAUGUCAAGAUCAAUUUCAUCACUGUUAGAAAGCUUACUAGCAAAGCUGAUGCUUUUGAGUUUGCUGAUCAAAUUCUGGAGAAAUGGUAUCCUACUGUAGAAGAGGGCAAUAAUAAGGGAAUUGUUGUGCUAGUGACCAGCCAAAAGGAAGGAGCAGUAACAGGAGGCCCUGGAUUUGUCCAAGCAGUUGGAGAGACUGUUCUUGAUUCCACUGUCUCAGAGAACCUUCCUGUAUUGGCUACAGAGGAGAAGUACAAUGAAGCUGUGGUUAGCAGUGCAAAGAGGCUAGUAGCUGCCAUUGAUGGGCUUCCAGAUCCUGGUGGCCCCAAGUUCAAGGACAAUAAGAGAGAAUCCAAUUUCAAAACCAGGGAAGAGACAGAAGAGAAGAGGGGACAAUUCGCUCUAGUGGUUGGAGGACUUUUGGUGAUUGCUUUUGUGGUUCCAAUGGCACAAUACUACGCUUAUGUAUCCAAGAAAUAGGUAAUACUCAUUUUGCAAGACUUGCCCCUCAAAUUAUUUCCUUAAAGAGUUUCAGAUUUCUGAAACUUGGUGAUUUACAGUUGUACAAAAGUUAAUCUUGAACUGGUCAAUGGGAACCUUGCAAUCAGAGGAUAAGAACAAAUUUUCUGUUUAUGUUCA
Messenger RNA from Manihot esculenta (cassava), 1131 nucleotides. Its product is annotated as UPF0603 protein At1g54780, chloroplastic. The record is from RefSeq and is a predicted model, not a curated record. The coding region runs from base 85 to 972 and encodes 295 amino acids. NCBI's taxonomy places the organism in Eukaryota, Viridiplantae, Streptophyta, Magnoliopsida, Malpighiales, Euphorbiaceae. The transcript has 3 exons.